This is a messenger RNA of Triticum aestivum (bread wheat), 758 nucleotides long. RefSeq names its product mavicyanin. The transcript has a single exon. Gene Ontology annotation, cellular component: plasma membrane. The record is from RefSeq and is a predicted model, not a curated record. Gene Ontology annotation, molecular function: electron transfer activity. Bases 70 to 576 code for a protein of 168 amino acids. Lineage: Eukaryota; Viridiplantae; Streptophyta; Magnoliopsida; Poales; Poaceae.
AGCAUCGUCCAUCUUCUCUCCCUGCGUCGCACUUCAUUGCAUUCCAGCCUCCAUCUCUAACCGCAACCCAUGGCCGCCAUGAAAACCAUCGCCCUCCUUGCCGUGGUCUCGACCGCCGUCCUGGGCACUGCGUCAGCGGCGACCCACCGCGUCGGCGAGCCGGGCGGCGCGUGGGACCUCACCACCGACUACGGCGUCUGGGCGUCCUCCAACAAGUUCCACCCGGGCGACGAGCUCAUCUUCAGGCACCAGCCAGGGGCGCACAACGUGCUCGAGGUCAGCAAGGCCGACUACGACUCCUGCAAUGCCACCAGCCCCAUCACCACCUUGGGUGCCGGCUUUUUCACCUACGUCGCCCUCCCCGCCGUCGGCACCCGCUACUUCAUCUGUGGUAUCCCUGGCCACUGCACCACCACCGGCACCGGCGGCAUGAAGCUCAAGAUCGACGUCGUGCCAGGUUCCCCCUCGUCAUCGCCCGCCCCGGCCAUGCCGCCGCCCUCCUCCGCCGCGGCCUCUGCCAGGGCCACAAUAGGAUUUGGCCUUGUCGUCCUACUGGCGGCCGGUCUCAUGGCUUGAAAUACAUGCAUUCUUCAUUAGCUGAUGAUGCCUGGUGGAUUCAACCGAUGUAAAGACUGUAGCCUGUAGGUUUCCCUCCUAAAGAAAACAAAAAAAAAGUUGAGUUGCCGCAGACACAUACCAGCUUAUACUAUAUUGUUAACUGGUUAUUAUUGUUGAAUACAUACAUAUAAUGUUUUUUA